AUGGCGGCGUUGACCACGGUGAACCAGCUGAGCCUGGAGUAUCCCUUCGAAGAACUCCAGCAGGCCACGCACGAUUUCUGCGGCAACCUGCGGCUAGGCUACGGAUCCUUUGGCGGAGUCUUUCGAGGCAUCCAAAAGGAUGGCACAGAGGUGGCCAUUAAGGUCCUAGACGUGGGCGAUGAAGGCGGCUUCGAGGAGGAGGUGCGCGUCCUGAGCAAGUUCCGACAUCCAAACUUGGUGAUUCUGAUGGGCUUUGCCCGCCAUGGGCCCCAGCGGUUCCUCGUCUACGAGCAUCUAGCGGGUGGCGAUGUCUUCCGACGGCUCCAGCGGUGUGCCCAAGACAACGUACCCUUCACUUGGCGAGAACGUCUCAGCGUGGCCUUCGAUGCGUCCUGCGGGCUCUCGCAUCUCCACAACGCGUCGCCGAAGGUCUUUCAUCGGGACAUCAAGUGUCCCAACAUCUUGUUGGAUCGCAACGGCACUGCCAAGAUUGCCGACUUCGGCUUGGCUUGCUGCUCUCACUACAAGGAGCAGAAGGUCCAGCAGGCCGCCGGGACGGUGGGCUACGCCUGUCCGCACUACGUCAACAAGGGGGUGGUGACAGAGGGCAGUGAGGUUUACUCUUUCGGCAUUGUGCUGCUGGAGCUCCUGACCGCGGCACAGCCGGCCUACCAACUGCCGACACAGGCUGCCGAUGGCGGUCCGCAGUACUGCUUCUUGGUCAGCCAGAUCGGCAACGACGCGCGCGUGGCCGUGCAGAUGGCCGACGCCAAGGCGAAGUUCCCUGGGAACAUCGCCAUGAGCUUCGCAGCGCUCGGGCUCCGCUGCACGGAUUACACGGAGGAGUGCCGUCCGCUUUUUCGGGAGGUCGUGACGAAGCUGAGGGGCCUCUUGAACACUCCGGAGGCCCCUGCGGCCCCUGCGCCACCACGCCUGCACGCCGCCCAAGCCGCCCAAGCCGCCCAAGCCGCCCACGCGGCACAGGCUCAGAGCCUGGAGCCCCAGCUUCAGGGCUACCAGAGCCCUCUGGAGCCGCCAGGCUUUCAAGACCUCCGCGGCUACCAGCGCCCACAGGCCCCACAGGCCCCCCUGCAGGCCUUUCAGCCCCCCCAGCUUCAAGGCCUCGACACGCUUCCGGGCUUCCAUCCGGGCUAUCCCUCGGAGGAUGAAAGGCGGCUGCCCUCGGUACACCGCCAAGUUUCUAUGCAGGAGCGCUUCCAAGGCAAUUCGGUGCAAGUGAAUUUGCUCAGCGGGCCCCCGAGCCCUGCUAGCCUUCAUCUCACGCCUGGCUCUGGCGGGCGACCUUUUGGUCCUCUGGGCCCAGGCCCCGGAGGGCUCUUCCAAGCGCCCAGCCCCAGCCGGGCCUUGCUCUGGAGCCUGGAGUGCGUGAAGUCGGAGUGCAGCUCCGAUCUUUCUGCCAAGCCCAAGGACCAAAGAGUCCUGACACACUGGAGAGACAUGCUCCCGGACGUGGCCCAUGCCUUGCCCCACUAUCGUUUCGGUCGUUUGUUUCAGAACGACUUCUGCCGGCUCAUGCUUCCAAACGAUCACUUCUUCUCGCAAGUGUCACGGGAGCACUUCCAGAUCUGGGCUCAGGAGUGGCCGGAUCUGGGCUUCGACUUCAAGGGCAAACAGCCUUGCUCCUUUUUCCUUACGAACUUCGGCACCGUUGGGACCGUGGUGGACGGUCAGAUGCUCGACACGAAGGGUCAGCAGGCCGCCCUGCACCACGGCAGUCGCAUCGCCCUGCUCCGGAAUGCAACGGACAACGGGCGGGAAUCAAAGGUGGAAUUCCUGGAGUUUAUCUUCAGUCUGGAAGGGUCUGUCCUGGAGGAUGCAGAUGAAAUCUACGAGGCCGUGCCAGGUUCUCGGAGGAGUUUCGACGCACCUUCCACGCCUCUUCUCGGAGGCGCCUGUCCUUCGACGGAGACGGAGAGGUGUGGCGACGCCGUGCAAGGCGGCGUGUCCUUUGCAGGCACCGAUGUGGAACCAGUCUUCGUCCUCGAGUUGGGCGGCACUGCUCUUCGUGCCGGUGUGCCGCGGGAGAACUUCCGCGUGCUCCACGGGCCUUCGGCCUCAGCCAUCGCCUCGGCGCCCACCUGCGAGGUGCCGUGCCCGGCCCUGACCUUGGGCAGCCGACUCCAACCAGGCUUCUGGAAGAGGAUCCUGACGGAUGAUGCGAGGGGGCUCUUGGCAGAGCAGCACUUGCGGAUCGAGGUGGAAGAGAGCCUCGAGGGUCCGGAGCAAAAACGCUUCUACUUGAGGAAUCUCAGCGAGCUGUCUCUCAAAGUGGAGGGAGCGCCGGAGGGGCAUGACAGCACGCGCCUGCCAGACGAGGACGGGCGAUGGCAGCUGCACGACGGAGACAGCGUCCUCCUGAACCUGUGCAAGGGUAGCUCCAUGUGGAUGUGUUUCCGGGAGUUCGCCGCCAAGGCUCAGCCGAUCUGA
Symbiodinium sp. CCMP2592 is the source of this 2448-nucleotide messenger RNA. The record is from the annotation of a GenBank genome assembly. NCBI's taxonomy places the organism in Eukaryota, Dinophyceae, Suessiales, Symbiodiniaceae.